Molecule: messenger RNA, 2253 nt
Organism: Lotus japonicus
Lineage: Eukaryota; Viridiplantae; Streptophyta; Magnoliopsida; Fabales; Fabaceae
Product: CDPK-related kinase 3
Exons: 11
Coding region: 254-2035 (593 amino acids)
Biological process (GO): peptidyl-serine phosphorylation; protein autophosphorylation; intracellular signal transduction
Cellular component (GO): nucleus; cytoplasm
Molecular function (GO): calcium-dependent protein serine/threonine kinase activity; calmodulin binding; ATP binding
Source: RefSeq, a predicted model, not a curated record
GUAACACACACAGCACUUAACAGACCAGACCUUGUCUGCUUUGCUUUGUUUUUAUUUCACUGUGCGUGUUUCUGUCUCUGUCUCUGUCUCUCUCUCUAAAACUUUCUCACUCUACCUGACUCAAAUUCUCUAGUUUUAUCGUUUUCCCGUAGCAGAUCUCACUCAUUUGCCGCCGGGAACCGGAUCGGACUGGAACCUUCUGGAAUGCCUCCAGUCUGAUUGAUCAGUAGAAGAAGCCUGUGGCGUUGUUGCGAUGGGCCAGUGUUAUGGGAAGACCAAUCCCACGGCGGAGAACGACCAUGACCCCAACACAACCACCAUCAUUUCCUCCGCCGGAGACGCCGCCCGUUCCCCGGCUCCCUCCGCUGCGAAUGGGUUCCCGUCGGUCAAGAGCACGCCGGCUCGGAAUUCCUCCACGCACCCCAGCCCCUGGCCGAGCCCCUACCCUCACGGCGUGAACCCGAGCCCAUCGCCGGCGAGGGCCUCGACGCCGAGGAGAUUCUUCCGGCGUCCGUUUCCUCCGCCGUCGCCUGCGAAGCACAUAAGGGCAUCUCUGGCGAAGAGGCUGGGGCAGGCGAAGCCCAAGGAGGGGCCAAUCCCGGAGGAUCGCGGGGCGGAGCCGGAGCAGGCUCUGGACAAGAGCUUUGGGUACAGCAAGAGUUUUGGAGCUAAGUAUGAGCUGGGGAAGGAGGUGGGUCGAGGGCAUUUCGGUCAUACCUGCUCUGCAAGGGGAAAGAAGGGUGAACUCAAAGACCAACCUCUUGCUGUUAAAAUCAUUUCCAAGGCCAAGAUGACCACGGCUAUAGCAAUUGAAGAUGUUCGUAGAGAGGUGAAGCUGUUAAAAGCUCUGUCUGGCCAUAAGCAUCUUGUCAGAUUUUAUGAUGCCUGCGAGGAUGCCAAUAAUGUGUACAUAGUUAUGGAAUUGUGUGAAGGGGGAGAGCUUCUUGACCGAAUUUUGUCAAGGGGAGGAAGGUAUACAGAGGAGGAUGCGAAAGUUAUAAUUUUGCAGAUUCUAAGUGUAGUUGCCUUUUGUCAUGUUCAAGGUGUUGUGCACCGCGACCUGAAACCCGAGAAUUUCCUCUUCACUUCAAGAAGUGAAGAUGCUGACAUGAAGCUUAUCGAUUUUGGUUUAUCUGACUUCAUCAGGCCAGAUGAACGGUUGAAUGACAUUGUUGGGAGUGCAUAUUAUGUUGCACCUGAGGUCCUUCACAGGUCUUAUAGCGUGGAAGCAGAUAUAUGGAGUAUUGGGGUUAUUACCUAUAUCUUAUUAUGUGGAAGCCGGCCUUUCUGGGCACGAACAGAAUCUGGAAUUUUUCGUGCAGUUCUGAGAGCUGAUCCUAACUUUGAUGAUUUACCUUGGCCAUCUGUAACUCCAGAGGCCAAGGACUUUGUCAAAAGGCUCCUAAACAAGGACUACAGGAAGAGAAUGACUGCUGCCCAAGCUCUAACUCACCCUUGGUUGAGAGAUGACAGCCGCCCUAUCCCUUUAGAUAUAUUAAUUUAUAAGCUGGUGAAGUCUUAUCUUCAUGCGACGCCAUUCAAACGUGCAGCAGUAAAGGCCCUUUCAAAAGCCUUGACAGAGGAACAGUUGGUGUAUCUUAGGGCGCAGUUCAGAUUAUUGGAACCUAAUAGAGAUGGGCACAUCUCCCUUGAUAAUUUCAAAAUGGCCCUUGCACGUCAUGCAACUGAUGCCAUGAGGGAGUCAAGGGUUCUUGAUAUCAUACAUAUGAUGGAACCACUUGCCUAUAGAAAGAUGGAUUUUGAAGAAUUUUGUGCAGCUGCAACUAGCACAUAUCAAUUGGAGGCACUUGAUAGGUGGGAAGACAUUGCCAGUGCUGCUUUUGAGCAUUUUGAGAGAGAGGGCAACCGUGUGAUAUCGAUUGAAGAAUUAGCAAGAGAGUUGAAUCUUGGUCCUUCAGCUUAUUCAAUUCUGAGAGAUUGGAUACGCAGCAGUGAUGGGAAGCUUAAUUUACUUGGAUACACAAAAUUUUUGCAUGGCGUGACUCUCCGGUCUCCAGUCCCAAGACCCCGUUAGUGUUAAGCCCAUUGGCAGUGGGGAAAAUGAUUUAUAGGUUUUUAAGGGAUUUUUUUCCUUUUUUUUUCUUUUGGGGCUGGGAAAAGAAGAAUGUGUACAAAUGAAUGUGUUAGAGUCGAUUUUAUGUUUAUGCUCCUCCGGGUUUGGGCCCAUGCGUAUUCAUUGGUUUGUGAAUGUGAAAAGAACUACAAAGUCAAAAUUAAAGUAACUUAUAUCAA